UCCGCUCCCCGCCGGCCGCCCCCCCCCGUUCCCUCCAACCUGCGCCAUGGAGGCACCGGGCUGCCCGGCCUUCCCCCCGCCUCGCCGGGCUGGACCCCCCCCGGGGCUCCCCCGGCCUCCCACCGCCUUCACGGUGGCUCCACCGGGACCCCCCCGGCACCCGCCGCCGCUCAGCCCCCGCCCGGCCCGCUGCCCACCGGACAAGGCAGAGCCCCGGUACCUGGGGGUCGCCAGCCCGGGCCCCCUCGCCGUGGCCGUCAAUGGGAAGCCCUUCUACCCGGCCGGGGCUGCAGGCGGCGAGAAGGGUUGCAAAGGCGGGUACCAGGCGAUGCCCGCAGCCUGCAGGGCCCCCGUGAAAGCCCCAGGGGAGCUGGGGUGCCCGCUGGCAGCACCCCUGGGCAGCCUCCGGGAACAUGGGGUCCCCGAGCUCCACGAGGCCCUGGGCAAGAGCAAGAGCAAGAAGCGGAGGAACAGGACGACCUUCAGCACGUUCCAGCUGGAGGAGCUGGAGAAGGUCUUUCAGAAGACGCAUUACCCCGAUGUCUACGCCCGUGAGCAGCUGGCACUACGGACAGACCUGACCGAAGCCAGGGUGCAGGUCUGGUUCCAGAACCGACGGGCCAAGUGGCGGAAACGGGAACGUUACGGGAAAAUCCAGGAGCUGCAGAACAACCUGUGGCCGAGCUCCGGCCCCGGGAACGCUGCGGGGCUCCUGUCCCCCGAGAGCAUCCCGUCCCCCUGCAUGUCUCCGUACCCCCACGCUCACAGCAACAUCGCCGGCUUCAUGGGCAUCCCCGCUUCUCCCGGCCCCCACCCCGGCAUCAACAGCCUCUACUCCCUGCACGGCCUCCCCCCCCCGGCCCUGGGCACCCACCCCUUCGAGCCGGCACCCGAACACGACUACAAGUCACCCACCCUGGUGCCGCUGAGGAUGAAGAGCAAAGAGGCGACCAGCAGCCUGCUGAACUGGGCUACGUGAUCCCCCCCCACCCGGGGAGGGACACAGAGCGUUCGCCACCCCCACCCCGGCCUUGGAGGGCAUCCUUCCCCCCCCCAGCGCCAGGGUUUGGGAGCAGGUUGCGGGCAGUGGGUCACCCUCACCUCCCCCUCCCCACGUACCCCAAUCUCUGUGAGCUGCCUGCAUCCCACCCCACUCCAUCACCCUGCUGUCGGCCCCCCCAGGUGGGGGGGGGGGGGGGGGGUCAAAGCAGGGUUGCUGGGGGAGGGAGAAGGGCCCCCCCCACACCCAGCCUGUCCCAGCGGGGCUGGCCCCAGCAGCUCGGGACCCCAGAAGUGGCUCCCAAAAAACCUGAGCCCUCCCCAAGCACCUUCAGAGAAUGGGAUUUGAUGGAGAUACCGGGCAGUUUGCAGUGGGAUCGCAGCCUCUUGGCCACCCCCGGCUGCAUCCCCCGCCCCGCCCGGACCCCCCGCCCGACCCAGGGGGCACCAGCUGCGGGUAUGUCCAGGGGAGCACCGUGGCAGGGGACACCGCGUUGUUUUGGGGGUAGCGCUCCCCUCUCCAGCUGAAAUUUGGCUGCUGACCCCUCCCCAGUGCAGCCAGCAAUGGGAGAACCUGGGUUCUUCAUGUCCCCAGUGCAGCCAUACUGGGAAAACCCAUGCAAACUGGGACAGCUGCUGGUGAUCAGACGGGGUUACUGGGGGCAGAGCAAAACCCCCAGCCAUGUUCAAGGAGCCCUCGGAAGCCCCCCAAAGCACCAGCAGCCCAUUCUGCUCCUCCUCAAAGGGGAAAUAAGAUUCAGGGCAAGCCCCUGGCCCAGUCACCAACUCCUGCAAUGUCCAGAAUCCCCCAGGCAAUAAACCAGUAUGGGAUGGGGGGCUUUGGGGAUAAAUACACCUAAAUGGAACCCCCUGUGGGGUCACCCAUAGCCACCCCAUGCCUGUUACCCCUCAGCUUGAUAAAGCAGGAAGGUGCUUUAAUCCCAGCGGUGGGACCCCCAUCCCUGGUACCAUCCCCAGUGCCCCAGCUGGGGUGGUGGGGGCACAAGUGGUCAAUUUGGAGGGGUUCUCCCCAUUUUGGGGGCCUGCAGGAAGCCCGUUAGUGGUGGUGCCUCUAUGGCCAGCCCUGGGCGUCCGUGGGGGGGGAGGGACACAAUGACAUCGCAUUGGAUGUGCUUCAUCUGCUCCGGGGGUCCCGGGGUGCACCGCAAGUCCCUCCAAGUGCCAGGUCGGGGCAGCGUGUCCCAUCCUGUCCCCCCCCAGCGUGACCCCCCCGCCCCGCAGGCAAAUGGCCCAAAGCAAGUCACAAACGGGAUCUCCCCUUGCUCCCGCUCAUCCCAUCGCCAGGAGAUGCCGUUAAACCCCCCCCCGAGAGCUCCUUCGUGCCAAAAACCCCCCAAACAGCGGUGCCAUCCUACCCCCAGCUCCUGCAUCCCGAUGCUGGGGGGGGGACCCCUCAGGGAGGCGCCCAGCCUGCCAGUCCAGCCCAAUUUGGGCCGAAACCCCAAGGUUUCCAGCCAAAAGGAGCCCAAACGAUCCGAGACCCGUGCAGAUGUUGUUCCUCGCCCACCAGGCCUGGCACCCCGGCACAGCCUGGCCACGGUGGGUGCCCCCCCCCGCCCCGGGAGGCAGCCACGGCGCGGCCGUGCACCCAGCGCUGCCCACCCUCGCCCGGGCCAUCUCGCGCCCUGGCUCUCGCAGCCCCCCUCCCACCAGCGGGGAUUUUUGUUAUUCAUUUAUAAACAAUAAAACACAUUUUUAAU
Phalacrocorax carbo (great cormorant) is the source of this 2720-nucleotide messenger RNA. NCBI's taxonomy places the organism in Eukaryota, Metazoa, Chordata, Aves, Suliformes, Phalacrocoracidae. The record is from RefSeq and is a predicted model, not a curated record.